AUGGGUAAGCCCCAGAGCGGUUAUAAGAAGGCAAGACGACAUAAAGCUAAGGUUUGUUAUCAAUUUUUACACAGGUUUAUUGGUGUUUAGGAUAACAAGGAUCAGCUAAGUCAAGACCUCCGCGAUUUACCUGCAGAACUUGAUUUCGACAGUUGUUUAAAAAUCUACGGGUUAUUGAACAAGAAAUGUGACGCGCACGGAACACCAAGUCCCAAGUAGGUAUACUUUUCAACGAGUUAUUGAAUCUAUGGCUGGUGUAAUUUAACAUCGAGUUUUAGAGUUAAGAACUGCCGGAGGAAUCCAUAUUGCAUUCACAGAGUUGGUAAUGAAAAGUGGGAAAAGUUUAAGCGCGGCACGGUCGAUCAGCAAGCACCACAAUUGACUCGGAGGGAUGUUGAGAAACAGCCCUGUGGCUUAUCAAAUUUUGGCAAUUUUUGUUAUGUGAACAGCUUUCUACAGGUAAGGUUCAUUGUUUUUAUGAAUUUUCUCGGCUUUUAGGUGCUUCUUCAAUGCGUUUCUUGAUUUUAAUUAAAGUUUAAGGCAAAAACUUAUAUUGAACUUGGUAUCAGACGAAGAAAAUGUUAAUGUUGACCGGUAUUGUUGCAGAUCUGGUUCAACGACCUUUCAUUUCGGCAGAUAAUUUAUCAGUGGAGGUCUGAUCCGGAUUGGAAGCCAUCAGAGGGCACAAAAUUGGACAUCCAAGCCGUCAUGAAUUGUCUACAAGAGCUCUUUCUAACCAUGCAAAUAACCCCAUAUGUCAGUUCAUUUUUUUCUUUUUAUUCUGGUUUUAGGAGUUUACUAACGCACUCGACUUUAUCAGCCUGCUGAAGUUGGACAACGAACAGCACGACGUCCAGGAAUUCACGAUCCUGUUCUUCGAUGCGUUGGAUCGACACCUUUUGACGCACCCAAGCGGAGAACCCUUCCGAAACGCCAUAAAAUCACGCUAUGAAGGCGUGAAUCGACAGAUUGUUCUCUGCAGUUGCGGCAACAGGAGCGUCAAGGAGGAUAUGUUCAUGUCUUUAACAUUGACAAUCGACGGAUGUAACACUCUCCAAAAAGCACUGGACGGCUACUUUACGCCCGAAGAACUCAGCGAUUUCAAAUGUUCGAAGUGUGGAAAAAGUGGAGGGACCACGAGGGCCAAUGAAACAGCGAAAUUACCGCCGGUUUUGUUGCUACAAUUGAAUCGGUACACCUAUGAUCAGUAAGUGGCAUGGGUAACAUAAUUUUUACAGGGUUUGAUAGGAAAUCUUGGUAUACAGGGCUUGUGGGCUCAAAGAGGGACAUUUUUGUGGAUGGGCUGUUAAAAAAUUCUUGGAAUUACAAAUUCCAUAAUUUUUUGUCAUGGAUAAUAUAAAAAUGUCUUGUUUUGUCUAAAUUUCCUUGAUUAUUUGUAUGGAUGAAGUUGAAAUAGAUGAAUUAUGAUGCCAUCUUUGAUUGUAAAUAAAAAUAAUUUUUAGAUAUGGCCGGAAUAAGAAGAUUGGAAGCGCUAUUCAAUAUCCCCGAGAAUUGUACAGCACGGAUCUGAGGUACUGCACCGAGGAUGAAGAGCAGCAGCCGAUAAAAUAUAACCUGAGUGCGGUCAUGAUUCACGAAGGCGCCUCCGCAAACUGCGGCCAUUACUAUGAUCUCAUCAAGGACCCAAAUACCGACAAAUGGUUUAUUUACAAUGAUAAAGUAAGAUUUUGAGGAGGAAACGGGAACUGGGACGAUUGGGGAAACUAAUAGAUAACAUAAUAAAUCGCCUGUGGAUGACAAAUCCCUCAGACUUUCUUUCCAAAAACAUCAAAUAUUCUCCAAGUCACCCCCAAAUCACCGUUUCAUCCGGAGUUGGGCGAUUGCGGAAACCGAAAAGUAUUAUUUUUUUCGGUGCAAGUGUUGAAAUUAGGAUAAUCGAGGGUGCUGAUUUCGAAAAUGACAUUCAUUUUUUUUGAUCUUUACUUUUUUCCUUGAGUAGUACUGUAAAGUAAUAAUUUUUUGAUUUUUUUUACAAAUACUCGAUUUGAGGGGUUUCGAUGGUGCUGAUUUCGAAAAUCUUAUUCAUUUUUUAUAUGCUGCUUUCAAAUCAGAAAACAAUGAAUAAGAUUUUCGAAAUCAGCACCAUCGAAACCUCCUAAAUCGAGUAUUUGUGAAAAAAAAUCAAAAAAUUACUACUUUACAGUACUACGUGAAGAAAAGUUAAGGAAAAAUGAAUGUCAUUUUCGAAAUCAGCACCCUCGAUUAUCCUAAUUUCGACACUUGCAACGAAGAAAAAUAAUACCUUUCGGUUUCCCCAAUCGUUCAACUCCGGAUGAAACGGUGAUUUGGGGGUGACUUGGAGAAUAUUUGAUGUUUUUGGAAAGAAAGUUUGAGGGAUUUUCCAUAUACAGGCGAUUUAUUAUGUUAUCCAUGAUUUAGGAGGUCUCCCAAACAAAAAUCCCCGGUUUCAACCCCGAAAAGAACGCCACAGCGAAGGGAACGUCGGAUAUGAAAGGCUGCUAUGGGCUGAUCUAUCGGAUAGAGGACGAAUCCAAACUGAACAUCGAAAAUUCACUUUCAAAUCAGGUACCCACAAACUCAAAAGAACUGGAAUUACCGGCUCCGGAGAUUGUCUCAAAGGUCGAAACUAAGGUAAGAGGAAAGAAUGAGAUUUUUUUUUUAAUUUUAGUAUUAAAAUUAAAUGAAAUGGACGCAAAAUUUUUUGAAUUAACCUUAUUUUAGCUGAACGACACCUUCCAAAGAGAAAGUCGAGAUGGCGACCGCUCCUACGAGCUCUGGCAAAAGUGCAUCGACGAAAAACAGGAGGCCCUGGAAAGACUCUGGGUCCUGAUGGAGGUAAGAACCGAGAAGAGGGAGAAAAUUUUUGAGUUUAGGUCGAAAAUGGAGAUGUGGCCAAGAAAAAACCCUCAUCAAUUGCGUUCGUCCCCACGGAACUCCUCUCCGAAAUCCAUGCCAAGGAGUUCAAGUGCAUAGAAACGAUGAAGGACCUCUCUCAGGCCAUGGGAGAUCAGUUCGCGAUUAAAAAUGGCGUUUUGAAACCGCCGUCUUCGAGUGAUCCCGAUAUUAUUGAUGAGGCCAUCAGAAUUGUGGAUGCAGAACAGUCCAGAGACCUCGAUGAGGACGAACUUUUUGAUGAAAGGCUUUUGGUGAGUUGUGGAAUGAAUUGGGACGGGUUUUGGAAAUUUGUUUUGGGUUUGAAAUCUUUCGUGGUGGGACCCAGAGCGAUGUAGGGUGAGGGUGAAUUUUGAAUGAAGAUUUGAGUUUUACGUGGAAUUGGAGGAGAAUUUUGAUAUAUAAGGGAUGCUAGAGGAUCAUUGAGCAUUUUUAUAGAUUUUUGGAGGUUUUUAUCGUUUUCGUGUCGAGACCAAAAGUUGAUUUUUGGAAGUGGAAUAGUUUGAUAAAAAAAUUGUUUCAGGAGGUCACGGAACAGCUGGUUGAAGAACGAAUGACCACCUACAAACGAGAACGAGCCCGAACAGCGAGCAAUCACUCCAUCUCCGACGACGAGGUCAUCAAGAUAUUGUACACCCCGGACAAACUCAACGAAGUCCCCAUGACGCUGUGCCCGCACGGCAAGGUUCAAGUCGACUCGAUACACGGCGGCAAAGUGAAGGCCGUCAACAAGGCGCCGCUCCUCGAACUCCUCGCCAUGUACAAUAUAAAAGUUGCGGCGAGCGAUGGCCGAACCGUCGGCCGGGAGGGAUGCGGCCUGUUGACGGGCGAAGAUCUCUGCAUGGAAUGCAUCAAAAUGCUGGAAAAGGAGUACAGCUGGAAGGAAUCGGUGGACUCGAGCCAGGAAAUGCUGACUGUCAUCCUGGCCAGAGCCAACACCGAAGCCCCGCCGGACGCUUGCUAUGUGUCCAAGAAACAACUCCAAAGCUAUAAGAAGUUGGUGGUCCAAGAAAUGAAUUAUCAGAAGUCCCUCACGCCCAAGGAAACGAUCACUUUAGUUUUUUCGACCGAAAAUUCGCCAAAAUUGGCGGAAAAUUCGAAAAUUUUGGAUGAACCCCUCAAAAAACGAAGAAAAGUUGGCUCGGAUGAGGAGGAUAUUGAUGGAAUUAAAAUGGAAAAGGGUGGGUUUGAGUUUUACCAAGAAUUUUUGGAGGUUCAAAGGAGAAAUUUUGAUUUUUGAAAUGGUUUUAGCAAGUAUUUCGAAUUCCCCGACCAGAAUUGACCCCAUGGAUGUGAAUGAACAGACGAGCAAUGAAGAACAGGUCGAGAAGGAGCGGGAGGAUCAAAUUCAAGAAGAAAAGAAGGAGAAUGGAGUGGAAAACGAAAAAGAAAUACAAAAAGAGGAAGAAAAUGGCGAAAAAGAAGUAAAAGAAGAAGAAAUGGAAGUCGAGGAAACCGAAGAAGCAAAGGAAAUGAUGAAAAAAGAAGUUGUAAAUAGCCGGAGGUUGGAAGUUCAAAAAGAAAAUGGAAAGAAAUUGGGAAAAACUUCAAAAAAUCAGAAGAAAUUGACGAAAAAGAUAGAGAAAGAGGAUGAAAAUGAGGAUAAAGAGCAAGAAGAGGUGGAUGGAAUAGAUGAAAAUGAGAUUAGAGAUUCGGAAACACCAGAAAAUGAUGAAAAUCGGCCGGAAAAUGACCAAAAUUCGGAGGAAAUUCGAAAUUCCCGCGAAAAUUCGGAGGAAAUUGAGAAAAAGGAGUCGGAAAGCGAUGAAAAUGACGAUGAAAAUAAUGAAGAGAACAAUGAUGAGAACAAUGAUGACAAUAAUGACGACAAUAACGACGAAUUUAGCCCACCGACGAAGCCCGAAGACCCCGACGAUCCGGACGUGGAAGUGAUAAAAGAAGUGAUCCGAGCCCCCGUAAAACAAGUCUACUUCAACCAGGAGCUGGUCUGCCCACACGACGAAUUCCACCCGAACCAUCGCAUGACCUGGAUGUACAAAUACGAAUGGGACACGUUGAUCGUAUCCCGUUUCGCGAAACACAGAUUCAUCCCGGUCCACUCGGUGGAAUGCCAGAAUUGCUCCACUCAGCAAGAGGUAGGUUGUGUAGGGGGUUUUUUUGCAUGAUGUGGAAUUUUUUAUUUUUUUGCACAGUGCGAAAUUUUUUAUUUUUUUUUACGGGGCGAAAUUUUUUGUUUCUUUUUUUGCACGGUGCGGAAUUUUUUAUUUUUUUUGCACGGUGCGAAAAAUUCUUUUUUUUUGCACGGUGCGAAUUUUUUUUUGGCACGGUGCGAAAUUUUUUAUUUAUUUUUUUGCACGGUGCGGAAUUUUUAAUUUUUUGCACGGUGCGAAAUUUUUUAAUUUUUUUGCACGGUGCGAAAUUUUUUAUUUUUUUUGCACGAUGCAAAUUUUUUUAUUUUUUUGCACGGUGCGAAAAAUUCUUCUUUUUUCCACGGUGCGGAAUUUUUCAUUUUCUGCACGGUGCGAAAAAUUCUUAUUUUUUUUGGCACGGUGCGGAAUUUUCAAAAAUGGAAAUUCGCGCACUGUGCAAGAGAAUUUUGAGGUUUUCGGUUAUAAUUUAGAAGAACGGGGGAUUUUUUUGAACGGCUGGUCGUGUACUGCAGAAAAGACAUUUUUUACUUGACCGCACCGUGCAAAUGUUUUUUGUUUUUGAAUGAAUCAAAAAAACGUAAAAUAAGGUUGUAAAUUUUGUUUUCAGGAAGCGGACCAACGUCGAACUCAAAUUCAGAAUCAACUAACCGCGAUUGGGAAUUCGUUGAGAAAAGUGUUCAGUAAUGCAGAGAAGCGGAGUUUUUACGAGACUUCGCCGGAAUACACAAAGGCACUGUGCUCCAAAUUCAUCCAUCGUUUUAGGCACGCUCUAAAGUAAGGAUUUUUCAUGGUUUUAAGCAAUGCCAAGGAGAUUCAAGUUUUCGUGGUGGGACUCAAAAAUUUUUUUGUUUUUAUUGAAAUUUGGGUUUUAUAAAAUUUCGAGGUGUGUCGUAAAACAGAAGUGGUUUUUUAUGCAGAUUUGAAGGAUAUAAACCCGAUCUUCAGAGCGAAACAUCCAGUUUUACCCCACAUUUGCCAAGAUUGCCUUCUCUGCAAAGAGCACCAGAAACCGUUUUUCCGUUCCACCGACAAUCAUGACCCCCACCUGCUGGACGAGGUCCUCAGCGAGCUCUCCGGCCAACCGACCCUUUUCUCCCUCGGCAUCGCCCUACCAUCCUCGUCGACGGAGCCCGCGCCGCAAGUAACCGGGCUCCCGGUCACCGAAAGCGAAUGGGAAUGCAUCACGGAGAACCUGCAGAAGCACGCCGACAUUGGAGAAGCAAGAGAGGUCUUCCUGGAACAAGGAGACUACAUUGAAUUCUGCGAGGACUGCAAUAACAAAGCCCUGGAGGCGAUUCGAACACAAAAGUGCACUUAUCCAAUGGGAGCCGACAUUUAUGUGAAGGUGGUGAGUGGAAACAGGUUUUAUUGGGUGGAAUUUUGAUUAGAAUGGGUGUAGCGGGGAUUCGGAAGAAUCAAAAAUGAUUUCCGGCGGUUUUCUGACAGUUCCCCUGAUCCUCAGGGACUUCGUGGUGGGACUCAAAAAAUUUUUAAGAUUGCCGUGUAUCAGUGAAAAAAUAUUUUUUAAAGGGUAGAAUAGACCUAGAACGGUGUAAGGAAGGGAUUUAGAAAGUAAUAAAAAAAAAUGUUUUCGUGGUGGGACCUUAUUUUAAAAUAUUUUUUUUCAGAAACAAGACGACGAAAGUAGCCCCGACAGAACGAACCGAAGAGGCGCAGUAACGAGAAGAGGAGCGAAUAAAAAUCUGGUCAGAGUGAAGGUAAGUCGAUUACCGGCAUUUUCAAUAUGAAAUUGAAGAUGCGCUCCGUGGACACGAUCAAGAAAUUGAAAGUGGAACUCUACAAACGCACCAGCCAAAGCCCGGCGGACCAACUCCUCUACUGGAACGACAACGUCCUGGCCAACGAGAUGACCCUGUUCGACGCCGGAAUCGAGGCCGGCAACAGCCAGAACCCGAUCAUCUUGUUCACCCAACAGAAAACGGAGAUUGCCGAAGCGCCCCGACCCCUCGAAAAAGGCUUCAAAGACACGGCGCUGUCCUCGGCCUAA
Molecule: messenger RNA, 6993 nt
Organism: Bursaphelenchus xylophilus (pine wood nematode)
Lineage: Eukaryota; Metazoa; Nematoda; Chromadorea; Rhabditida; Aphelenchoididae
Source: the annotation of a GenBank genome assembly